This is a messenger RNA of Colletotrichum truncatum, 6612 nucleotides long. Its product is annotated as pre-mRNA splicing helicase. Gene Ontology annotation, molecular function: ATP hydrolysis activity; nucleic acid binding; ATP binding. The record is from RefSeq and is a predicted model, not a curated record. NCBI's taxonomy places the organism in Eukaryota, Fungi, Ascomycota, Sordariomycetes, Glomerellales, Glomerellaceae.
AUGUCGGACCAACACCGCGAUGUCUCUCAAUACAAGUACUCGGCCAUGUCCAACCUGGUUCUCCAGGCGGACCGUCGUUUUGUGUCGCGACGAAACGAUGAAGCAACUGGUGAUCCGGAGUCUCUUGCUGGCAAGCUGAGCAUCCGUGACAUGGGAGCACGCGUCGCACGCGACACCGCACCGAAACAGAAGAAGCCGAAUGGCCUGCCCGAAAUCGAACGCGGAAGGUUACAAGAGGGUGAAGACGUGCUCUUGCGUGAGCAGCGAAAGAGGAAGAGCGAAGCAGCGCAAGCGAGGGGCACAGGUGUUUUGGGAACCGGAGAUCUGCUCAUUGAGGGCAUCACCUAUCGCCCACGGACGCCAGCGACCCGAGCGACUUUCGAGUUGAUUCUUAAAAUCGUGUCCGACAACCUCGGUGACGUACCUCAGUCUACCGUCUUGAGUGCAGCCGACGUAAUCUUGGAAUUUCUCAAGGAUGAUGACCUAAAGGACACGGAGAAAAAGAAGGAAAUUGACGAUAUUCUUGGUGUUUCAAUGAGCGCAAAGGAAUUUAAUGAGCUUGUGAACCUCGGAAAAAAGAUUACCGAUUACGAUGCACAGGAUGAAGACGAAGACAUGGACGCCAAUGCUGCUGACGCUGACGGCGCAGAAUUGGACGAACGUCAGGGUGUCGCUGUUGUCUUCGAGGAUUCUGAGGAUGAAGAGGGUGGCAUUGUUAAUGAGGUUCGGGAAGAGUCUUCUGAAGACGAGGAUGCGGACGAGGAAGACGAAGACCAGCCUGCCCACGACGGUGCUGAAACAGAGAACGUGGACGACGACGCAAUGAUAAUCGACUCUGCACCGAAAAAACAGGCACAAGAAGGGAAACAGACAAAGGCAGUCCCCGCAAGAGACAUCGAUGCAUUCUGGUUGCAGCGACAAAUCGGCAGGCUCUAUGCGGAUUCUCAUGAGCAGCACGACAAGGCCACUGAUGCUCUUCGUAUCCUUUCCGGCGAGCCUGAUGAGCAGGGUGGCGAUGAUAAGUCCCUCCGAGAAAUUGAGAACGACCUUAUGGAGCUGUUUGACUACGAGCAUCACGAGCUGGUUCAACUAUUUAUCGAGAACCGAGAAAAGGUUGUAUGGCUUACUCGUCACUCAAGAGCUGAGACAGACGAGGAAAGGGCUAUCAUUGAACGAGAAAUGGCCUCAGAGGGCCUUCAAUGGAUUCUCAACGAGAAGUUUGGCAAGAAGACAGAUGACCAUAAGCGGAAGAUGGAGAUAAAGAUGGACAUCGACAAAGCUUCUUCACUCACAGAUGCGCCCGUCCCUGAGCCAGAGCGUCCUCAGGGAUUGGUGGGAGGACUGCAGCCGCGGAAGCUUAUAAACUUGGAGAACUUGGUAUUUGACCAGGGCAACCAUUUGAUGAGCAACCCCAAAGUCAGACUCCCUGAGGGCUCGACAAAACGUACCUUCAAAGGCUACGAGGAAAUUCACGUUCCUGCUCCCAAGAAGCGCAACGAGCCAGGUGACACACUUAUUCCAAUUACCGACAUGCCCGAAUGGUCUCGCCUACCCUUCAGCACUGCCAAAUCUCUCAACAAGAUCCAAUCCAAGUGCUAUCCUACAGCAUUUGGAGAUGACGGCAAUAUGCUCAUCUGUGCCCCAACUGGCAGUGGAAAGACGAACGUGGCUAUGCUCACCAUUCUGCGAGAGAUUGGCAAGAACCGGAAUCCUGAGACUGGUGACAUUGAUUUGGAUGCUUUUAAGAUCGUGUACAUUGCACCGUUGAAGGCUCUGGUACAGGAACAAGUCGGCAAUUUCGGCAAACGACUUGAGCCAUACGGCAUCAAAGUUUCUGAGUUAACCGGUGACCGACAGCUUACCAAGCAACAAAUAGCAGAAACUCAGAUCAUUGUCACCACCCCUGAGAAGUGGGAUGUCAUCACGAGAAAGGCAACCGAUCUCACCUACACGAACCUGGUUCGCUUGGUUAUCAUCGACGAAAUUCAUCUUCUCCAUGAUGACCGUGGCCCAGUCAUUGAGAGUAUCGUAAGCAGAACAAUCCGGAAGACAGAGCAGACAGGCGAGCCGGUGCGUCUAAUUGGUCUCUCCGCAACACUGCCAAACUACAAGGAUGUCGCCAGCUUUUUACGUGUAGACAUCAACACUGGUCUCUUCCACUUUGACGGCAGUUUCCGCCCUUGCCCUCUCCGACAGGAGUUUAUUGGUGUUACGGAUCGCAAGGCUAUCAAACAACUAAAGACCAUGAACGAUGUUACAUAUAACAAGGUCAUUGAGCAUGUCGGUGCCAACAGAAAUCAGAUGCUCAUUUUCGUUCACUCACGAAAGGAGACUGCCAAGACUGCUCGGUACAUCAGGGACAAGGCUCUCGAGAUGGAUACGAUCAAUCAGAUCCUGCGUCAUGACGCUGGUAGUCGUGAAGUUCUCAACGAAGCCGCCAGCCAGGCUACUGAUAAGGAUCUGAAAGACAUUCUGCCCUACGGCUUUGGUAUUCACCAUGCUGGUAUGAACCGUAUCGACCGUACUGACGUUGAGGAUCUCUUUGCCAGAGGUGCCAUUCAAGUGUUGGUGUGCACUGCGACCCUAGCUUGGGGUGUUAAUCUGCCCGCCCACACUGUCAUCAUUAAGGGUACCUCGGUUUACUCCCCGGAGAAGGGUAGUUGGGUUGAGCUCAGCCCUCAAGAUGUCUUGCAGAUGCUUGGCCGUGCUGGUCGUCCCCAAUUCGAUACUUACGGAGAAGGUAUCAUCAUUACGACCCAAAACGAAAUUCAAUACUACCUGUCCCUUCUCAACCAGCAGCUGCCAAUCGAAAGUCAGUUUGUCAGCCGCCUGGUAGAUAACCUGAAUGCUGAAAUCGUUCUCGGAAAUGUCAGGAGCAGAGAUGAGGGUGUCGAGUGGCUUGGUUACACCUAUCUCUUUGUCCGUAUGCUGCGGUCUCCUGGUUUAUACCAAGUUGGCGCGGAAUAUGAGGAUGAUGAAGCUUUGGAACAAAAGCGAGUCGAUCUUAUUCAUUCUGCGUCAGUUGUACUGAGAAAGUCAAAUCUAGUCAAGUACGAUGAGAAGACCGGGAAGCUCCAGUCAACAGAGCUCGGCCGCAUCGCAUCGCACUACUACAUCACCCACGGCUCUAUGGAUACCUACAACAACCUUAUUCAACCGUCAAUCACGACCAUUGAACUUUUCCGAGUCUUCUCACUCAGCGCAGAGUUCAAGUACAUUCCAGUGCGUCAGGAUGAGAAGCUUGAACUUGCGAAGCUGCUGGGUAGAGUUCCCAUUCCAGUCAAGGAAAGUAUCGAGGAGCCUCACGCCAAGAUCAACGUUCUGUUGCAAGCUUAUAUCUCACGUCUCAAGCUUGAUGGUCUUGCUCUCAUGGCCGACAUGGUUUAUGUCACUCAAUCUGCUGGUCGUAUUCUUCGCGCUAUCUUCGAAAUCACCAUGAAGAAGGGAUGGGCCUCUGUGGCGAAGACCGCUUUGGACUUGUGCAAGAUGGCCGAGAAGCGAAUGUGGCCCACCAUGUCACCCCUGCGCCAAUUUCCCAAUUGCCCAAGAGACAUUGUGCAAAAAUCAGAGAGAAUUGAGGUGUCCUGGAGCAGCUACUUUGAUCUUGACCCUCCUCGCAUGGGCGAGCUGCUUGGCAUGCCCAAGGCCGGCAGAACUGUUUGUAGCCUGGUGGCCAAGUUUCCGAGAGUUGAAGUACAAGCUCAAGUCCAACCGUUGACUAGGUCUAUGCUCCGAGUUGAGCUUAGCAUUACCCCCAACUUUGAGUGGGACGUUGAAGUUCACGGACCCGCCGAAAGCUUCUGGAUCCUUGUCGAAGAUUGUGACGGAGAGGAUAUCCUUUUCAGCGAUCAGUUCCUGCUACGCAAGGAGUAUGCUGAGUCCGAGUCCAACGAACACGUCGUUGACUUUACUGUCCCGAUCACGGAGCCUAUGCCCCCCAACUAUUUCAUUUCCGUUAUCUCGGACCGUUGGAUGCACUCUGAAACCAGACUGCCUGUUUCGUUUCACAAGCUGAUUCUUCCUGAGAGGUUCCCUCCUCACACCGAGCUUCUCGAGCUUCAGCCACUCCCUGUAUCCGCUUUAAAGGUUAAGGAGUACACGAAGCUCUACCCCAGCUGGGAUAACUUUAACCGCAUUCAAACACAAACCUUCAACUCUUUGUACAACACCGACCAGAACGUCUUCGUUGGUGCUCCAACCGGCAGCGGCAAGACUGUGUGUGCAGAGUUCGCGCUGCUGCGUCACUGGUCCAAGCCGGACAGUGGGCGCGCCGUUUACAUCGCACCCUCACAAGAGCUGGUUGACUUGCGCCUCGAAGACUGGCAGAAGCGACUCAGUGACCUCCGCGGUGGCAAGACGAUUGAAAAGCUAACGGGCGAGACUACGACGGACCUGAAGAUUCUGGAACGCAGUGAUCUUGUUCUCGCUACCCCUGUUCAAUGGGACGUCUUGUCACGUCAAUGGAAGCGCAGGAAGAAUGUCUCUACCGUUGAGCUUUUCAUUGCUGAUGAGAUCCAUCUGUUGGGUAACCAGAUGGGUUACGUUUACGAGAUAAUCGUCUCAAGGAUGCAUUACAUCAGAACUCAAACGGAGCUUCCCAUGAGAAUUAUCGCCUUGGGAGUUUCACUUGCCAAUGCUCGUGAUCUCGGAGAGUGGAUUGAUGCAAAGAAGCAUGACAUCUAUAACUUCAGCCCGCACGUUCGCCCUGUUCCUCUCGAACUGCACAUUCAGUCUUACACCAACCCUCAUUUCCCUUCGUUAAUGUUGUCCAUGGCGAAGCCCACUUACUUGGCCAUCACACAGAUGUCCGCUGACAAGCCAGCCAUCGUUUUUGUUCCAAGCCGGAAGCAAACGCGAGCCACCACCCGUGAUUUGCUGACCGCAGCAUUCAUGGAUGAUGACGAAGAUCGCUUUCUGCAUGCCGAGCUCGAGCAGCUGCGACCUCUGCUCGAGCGCGUCAACGAAGAAGCUUUGGCGGAGGCUCUCUCCCAUGGUGUCGGUUAUUACCACGAGGCUCUCAGCCAAAGCGACAAGCGUAUUGUUAGGCAUCUGUACGAGCACGGUGCUAUCCAAGUUCUGGUUGCUUCUCGUGACGUUUGUUGGGAGCUGAACAGCACGGCUCAUCUAGUGGUUGUCAUGGGCACUCAGUACUUCGAAGGCCGGGAACACCGUUAUGUCGACUACUCCCUCAGUGAAGUCCUGCAUAUGUUUGGCAAAGCCCUCCGCCCUUCAAAGGACGGCAGAGGACGCGGUGUUCUUAUGCUUCCGGCGGCUAAGAGGGAUUUCUACAAGAAGUUCCUGAACGAGGCUCUUCCCGUUGAGUCGCACUUGCACAACUACCUUCACGAUGCCUUCGUAACCGAGAUCAGUACCAAGAUGAUCGAGUCUGGUGACGACGCCAUCAACUGGACGACGUUUACCUACUUUUACAGGCGACUUCUUGCCAACCCUAGUUUUUACAGCCUCACUAGCACAACGCAGGACGGUCUGAGCGACUACAUGUCGGAUCUUAUUCAGACCACCCUCCAAGAGUUAAGUGACUCGAAGAUCAUCGAGCUCGACGAAGAUGAUGGCUCGGUUGCGCCGCAGAAUGCUGCUAUGAUUGCGGCUUACUACAACAUCUCUUACAUCACCAUGCAGACCUUCCUUCUAUCGCUCAGCGCGAAGACGAAACUUAAGGGUGUGCUAGAGAUCAUUACCUCGGCUACCGAGUUUGAGGCUAUUCAAAUCAGAAGGCACGAGGAAGGUAUCCUCCGCCGCAUAUAUGACCGUAUCCCGGUCAAGAUGUCGGAUCCCGUUUAUGACUCGGCGCACUUCAAGGCGUUUGUCCUUCUCCAGGCGCAUUUCUCCAGAAUGCAGCUGCCGAUUGAUCUUGCCAAGGACCAGGAAGUCAUCAUUUCCAAGGUCCUCAGUCUUUUGAGUGCUACUGUAGACAUUCUCUCCUCUGAUGGUCAUCUCAACGCUAUGAAUGCCAUGGAGAUGUCACAGAUGGUGGUGCAGGCUAUGUGGGAUCGCGACAGCCCCUUGAAGCAGAUUCCUCACUUCACGCCUGAGGUCGUUAAGGUGGCGAACGAAUUUGGUAUUAAGGACAUCUUUGAUUUCAUGGAGGCCAUGAACCCUGAGGAGAAUCCUGAUUACGCCAAGUUAAUCAAGCGUCUCGGGCUCAACCAGAACCAGCUGGCUCAAGCUGCGGCGUUCACGAACGACAAGUACCCCGAUAUCGAGCUCGAACACAGUGUUCUGGACGAGGAUGAUAUCAGAGCCAAUGAGCCUGCCUACCUCAGCGUGCAGAUCCAACGACAGGUUGAUGAAGAUGAGGAGUUCGAUCCGACCGUGCAUGCGCCAUUCUACCCGGCCAAGAAACUGGAGAACUGGUGGCUUGUGGUGGGCGAAGAGAGAACGAAAAAUCUGCUUGCAAUCAAGCGCGUCACAAUUGGCCGUGAGCUCAAGGUCAAGUUGGAGUUCACCGUGCCAACGGCUGGUAAGCAUGAUCUGAAGCUGUUCCUAAUGAGCGACAGCUACGUCGGGGUGGACCAGGAACGCGAAUUCUCUGUCGAGGCAGCAGAAGGCAUGGAUGUGGACGACAGCGACGAGGAAGAGGACGACGAGUAG